This is a messenger RNA of Sciurus carolinensis (gray squirrel), 1484 nucleotides long. RefSeq names its product STARD3 N-terminal like (gene Stard3nl). The record is from RefSeq and is a predicted model, not a curated record. NCBI's taxonomy places the organism in Eukaryota, Metazoa, Chordata, Mammalia, Rodentia, Sciuridae. The transcript is spliced from 9 exons. The coding region runs from base 275 to 982 and encodes 235 amino acids.
AACGUCAGCGUGUUGACGUCACGGGCCGGGUACUCGAGGAGGUCCUGGGGCGGCUGGCUGCGGGCGGUGGGCUGCGCUUUGGCUUGCUGGGCUGGGUGCCUUGUCCCGGCCCCGCCGGGCCCCACCCCGCCGCCCCGGAGAUCCCUGGAGGGCGCCACCACUGAGCCACAGUCUCCGGGCCAGGCUGGGGCGGCCGGCCCGGAACCACCCGAUGAGGUCUCUUCUCUUUAGGGAUGGUGAAGUUGGGAAGAGGCUCCUUUAACCCUCCUCCAGGAUGAAUCAACUGCCAAACGACAUGGAAAAUACGCUCACUGGGAGCCAGAGCUCCCACGCUUCUCUGCGUGAUGUCCACUCCAUCAACCCCACGCAACUCAUGGCCAGGAUUGAGUCCUAUGAAGGAAGGGAAAAGAAAGGCAUAUCCGAUGUCAGGAGGACUUUCUGUUUGUUUGUCACCUUUGACCUCUUAUUUGUAACAUUACUGUGGAUAAUAGAGCUAAAUGUGAAUGGAGGCAUUGAGAACACAUUAGAGAAGGAGGUGGUACAGUAUGACUACUACUCAUCUUAUUUUGAUAUAUUUCUUUUAGCAGUUUUUCGAUUUAAAGUGUUGAUACUCGCAUAUGCUGUAUGCAGACUGCGCCAUUGGUGGGCAAUAGCGUUGACAACAGCAGUGACCAGUGCCUUUUUACUAGCGAAAGUGAUCCUUUCAAAGCUUUUCUCCCAAGGGGCGUUUGGCUAUGUGCUGCCCAUCAUUUCAUUCAUCCUCGCUUGGAUCGAGACAUGGUUCCUGGAUUUCAAAGUGUUACCUCAAGAAGCAGAAGAAGAAAACAGGCUCCUGAUAGUUCAGGAUGCGUCGGAGAGGGCAGCCCUCAUACCUGCUGGUCUUUCUGAUGGUCAGUUUUAUUCCCCUCCUGAAUCUGAAGCAGGAUCUGAAGAAGAAGCUGAGGAAAAACAGGACAGUGAAAAACCGCUUUUAGAACUCUGAGUUCUGCUUUAUGUAAUGUGAAGAACCCUCACUGAAGUCAUCCGAGGGAAAAAGAUGGAUUUGGGUCUCCCUAUUGAUAGUGAAAUGGCGACAUCCACUGCUGACUUUGUGGAACAGCUAGUAAACAUUUAUUUAUGGUGAUACCUCACGGACAUUUUCCCACAUCCACACACAUUCAGUCUCCUGCCUGUGGCCAGCCAGGUCUUGUCAUGAUUCUUCCUCUGUUCAGUGAGACUGAGUCUGACCUGUCAAUGAAUAAUUGAAGGAAAGUCAUGUGCUGUAUCCUAAUCAAAAGACUUCUUAAUAUGUUGAAAUAACACUUUUGUAGUAAGUGAAAUACCUUUUAUUUCAAUUCACAGGAUGGAAUUUUGUUUGUUUCAUGUCUCAGAUUUCUUUUGUAUUUCUUUUUUAACACCCUACAUUUCCCUUGUGUUUUUUAACUCAUGCACAUGUGCUCUUUGUACAAUUUUUAAAAGUAAUAAAAUCCAGCAUAUCAAAAUGA